UUGUUCUCAUCCAACCCGGAUAAGGCCAUAAUGGCGGGAGUGUAAACCAGCCUUUAAACCUCGUUCUCUCUCUCUCUCUCCUCAGUCCUCCCUAAUGGCGACGGCCUACGUAACUCCGCUAUCCCAUAUCUUCUCCACCUUAAACACUUCAAAAAUUUCGUCAUUUCACUCCAUUUCUAUCAAUCCAACCAAAAGCUCCGGUGAAUUUCUUCAUUACCAGAAGCUUGCUUUACAUAGAAGGGAAUUCCUCAAAGGAAUCAUUUUAGUUCCGAUUCUGUGGAAAGAACCUCCAAUUUCAGAAGCCCGAGAGGUCGAAGUCGGUUCCUAUCUCCCACCUUCGCCUUCUGAUCCUUCCUUCGUCCUCUUCAAGGCCACUUCCAAAGAUACUCCUGCUCUUCGUGCAGGAAAUGUGCAGCCUUAUGAAUUCCUCCUCCCACCCACUUGGAAACAGAUGCGUGUGGCCAACAUACUAUCUGGAAAUUACUGCCAACCCAAGUGUGCAGAACCUUGGGUGGAGGUGAAAUUUGAAGAUGAGAGGCAGGGGAAAAUCCAGGUUGUGGCUUCUCCAUUGAUACGCUUGACUAACAAACCCAGUGCUACCAUUGAAGAAAUUGGGAGCCCCGAAAAGUUGAUUGCAUCACUUGGUCCCUUUGUCACUGGAAGCACAUAUGAUCCUGAUGAACUUAUUGAAACUUCUGUUCAAAAGCGCGGCAAACAGACGUACUACACAUAUGUGCUGGAGACUCCAUUUGCCUUGACAGGUUCACACAAUCUUGCAAAGGCUACUGCCAAGGGAAACACAGUCAUCUUAUUUGUUGCAAGUGCCAAUGAUAAACAGUGGCAGACAUCUCAGAAAACUCUUAAAGCUAUGCUUGAUUCCUUCCAAGUGUAGUUUUUCUGUCGGAAAAAAAAAAGUAGUUAUAUUCAUUUAUUUUAUUCUUUUAA
Messenger RNA from Telopea speciosissima, 945 nucleotides. RefSeq names its product psbP domain-containing protein 6, chloroplastic. The record is from RefSeq and is a predicted model, not a curated record. NCBI's taxonomy places the organism in Eukaryota, Viridiplantae, Streptophyta, Magnoliopsida, Proteales, Proteaceae. Gene Ontology annotation, biological process: photosynthesis. The transcript has 3 exons. Gene Ontology annotation, molecular function: calcium ion binding. Gene Ontology annotation, cellular component: photosystem II oxygen evolving complex; extrinsic component of membrane; photosystem II. The coding region runs from base 95 to 892 and encodes 265 amino acids.